ACUGAUUUAGGUUUUUUUGUGUGAAAGGACGGGAAUUAGUUUUAUUCAAGAAUCGUUAUUUUUAGAUGACAUGUGAUCUGUGGUAAACAAGAAGAUGGCUGCAGAAGACGCUGCUAUUCAACAAUAUGUUUUAAAAGUCGGAUCCGUAUUGGCCGUCGUUGGACUCCUAUGGUAUUAUAGACGAAUGAUUCAACAAAAGCUGUUCGCAUGGUUCAUGAAUAAAAUCACGAAAAGGACCAAUCGGGCAUUCUACAAAUACAAAAAAAAGGUUUUUGCUAGUGUACACAAUUAUCAACAAGCCAAAAACAGGGAUCUCAGCAUUCUAGAAGUUGGCGCUGGUUCGGCAGCCAAUCUACAGUUCUUUCCAGUGAAUACAGAACUGACGUGCCUAGAUCCCAAUACAAACUUCGUUGGAUACAUAAAAAGCAACUUGGAAAAAUGUAAUAAAGUUGUAUCAGCGGAGAUUGUGCAGGGUUAUGCAGAAGAUAUGCCAUUCAAAAGCGAUACAUUUGAUGUUGUAGUCAGCACAUUGGUUCUGUGCUCAGUCAAAGACGUGGAAAAGUCACUGAGGGAAAUAAAACGCGUAUUGAAACCAGGAGGAAUGUUUGUAUUCUUGGAGCAUGUGGCUGACCAACCAAAGACGUUUAUCUGGUAUUCACAAAGAUUCAUGAAUCCACUGCACCGAACAUUUGCGGACGGAUGUGAAACAAUGAGAAAUACUGAUCAGGUGAUUGCAAAUGCUGGUUUCAAGAAAGUAAACAUUGACAAUUUCAAGGCAAAAGGAUUGCCAUUUUGGUUAAGACCAUGCAUUGUUGGAACUGCAAGCAAGUUAGAUCAUUCAACUUGAGUGUUGCAUUAUGGUAUAUUCCAUUAGUUUCCUGAGAGUUAUGAAGUCUUUUAAUGAAAUUUUUUCCAAACAAGCAUUUUUUAUCUUUAAAUUUUAUGCAUUUUCUUUUUAAGCAACCCUUUAUAUCGAAAUGUAACACAUGUUUAAUUUUAGACAAGCAUUUUAAUUUAUUUAGAUUUUUAAUUUUCUUUACUUUUAUCAUAUAUGUAAAAAAAGGAUUUAUUUUUAAGGCAAAUUAUAUAUUAUAAAUUACAUUUUUAAGUUUUUAAUGUGUGAACAUUACAUUUUAGUUUUGCUUUUUAAAAGUUAUCUUUAAAAAAAACAUUUAGGUAUGAAGAUUUUUAAUGUAAAUAGAUUUUAAAUUAUUAAAUGUUUACUUGAUUUGUAUUUGAUGUCUAUUUUAACUUUUCGUUAUUCAAUGUUAUCAUAAUAGUUUUAUUUAAGACAUAUUUAUCAUUGUAAUUAUUGAAAGUGUUUUUGUACAUGUACAGAAAUAUUAAUAAUUUGUAAGAUAUUAAAGGGGCCUUUUCACGUUUGGGUAAAUUGACAAAAUUGAAAAAAGUUGUUUAAGAUUCACAAAUUUUCUUUGCAGUUAUGAUAUUUGUGAGGAAACAGUUAUACAGAACAUUCAUCAUGCUCGAAAAUAGCCAUUAUAUGCAUCUUUUGACAAUUUAAAAACCCGAAAAUUAUAAGCGAUGCAACGCGAAAAUAUUUAAUAAUUUGGAGAGUUCUGUUGUUGUCGUUAUAU
This is a messenger RNA of Dreissena polymorpha, 1595 nucleotides long. RefSeq names its product putative methyltransferase-like protein 7A. Lineage: Eukaryota; Metazoa; Mollusca; Bivalvia; Myida; Dreissenidae. The transcript has 2 exons. The record is from RefSeq and is a predicted model, not a curated record. The coding region runs from base 95 to 847 and encodes 250 amino acids. Gene Ontology annotation, molecular function: S-adenosylmethionine-dependent methyltransferase activity.